UGUGGGUGCCAUGGAGCCGGACCCCGCUUCGUCCCCCGGGCUUUCCCGCUCCAUCAAAGAGGAGCUGCUGUGCGCCGUCUGCUACGACCCCUUCCGGGAUGCCGUGACUCUGCGCUGCGGGCACAACUUCUGCCGCGAGUGUGUGAACCGCUGCUGGGAGGUGCAGGUGACGCCCACCUGCCCAGUGUGCAAGGACCGCGUGGCCCCCGCCGACCUGCGCACCAACCACACCCUCAACAACCUGGUGGAGAAGCUGCUGCGGGAGGAGGCCGAGGGCACGCGCUGGACAGGCCACCGCUCCCCACGCCUCUGCCGCCUGCACCGCACCCAGUUCAACCUCUUCUGCCUCGACGACAAGGAGCUGAUGUGCUUCUCGUGCCAGGCCGACCCCCGGCACCAGGGACACCGCGUGCAGGCAGUGAAGGACACCGCCCACGACUUUCGGGCCAAGUGCAGGAACAUGGAGCACUCGCUGCGGGAGAAAGCCAAGGCCUUCUGGGCCAUGCGGCGCUCUUAUGAGGCCAUUGCCAAGCACAAUCAGGUAGAGGCUACCUGGCUGGAAAGGCGAAUCCGGCAGGAGUUUGAAAAGCUUCGAGAGUUCUUAAGAGUGGAGGAGCAGGCCAUCCUGGAUGUCAUGGCUGAGGAGGCGAGGCAGAAGCAGCUUCUGGUGGAGGAGAAGAUGAAGGAGCUCAAGAAAGACACAGAGACUCUAGCCCACGAGAUUGAGCGGCUGCAGAUGGAGAUGAAGGAAGAUGAUGUUUCUUUUCUCAUGAAACACAAGAGCCGAAAACGCCGCCUCUUCUGCACCAUGGAGCCAGAUCCCAUACAGCCUGGCAUGCUGAUCAACAUUUGCAAGUACCUAGACUCCCUGCAGUACCGUGUCUGGAAGAAGAUGGUCAUGUCUGUUGAAUCUGUGCCCUUCAGCUUUGAUCCCAACACCGCAGCUGGCUGGCUAUCUGUGUCCGAUGACCUCACCAGUGUCACCAACCACGGCUACCGAGUGCAGGUGGAGAACCCUGAGCGCUUCUCCUCAGCACCCUGCCUGCUGGGCUCGCGCUCCUUCUCCCAUGGCUCCCAUGCAUGGGAGGUGGACCUGGGGGCACUGCCCAGCUGGCGAGUGGGCGUGGUGCGCAUGCGCCAGGACCCUGGUGCUGAGGGCUAUUCUCACAGCUGCUACCAGGACACUCGCUCUGGCUUCUGGUACCUGUGCCGCACGCAGGGAGUGGAGGGCGACCACUGCGUUACCUCAGACCCGGCCACAUCACCACUAGUCCCCUCCAUCCCACGCCGCCUGCGUGUGGAGCUGGAAUGUGAGGAGGGCGAGCUGUCCUUCUAUGAUGCUGAACGCCACUGCCACCUCUAUACCUUCCAUGCCCGCUUUGGGGAGGUGCGGCCCUACUUCUACCUGGGGGGCACACGAGGAAAUGGGCCUCCUGAGCCUCUGCGCAUCUGCCCCCUGCGCAUCACUGUCAAGAAGGAGCUGGAUGACUGAGGCUGCCCGGGAGCCUGCCAGAUGCUGCCCAGGUGUUAUGCCAUGGCCCUGCUUUCUUUCUGUUCCUCUUUCUAAAGCCCACACUCACCUGGACACCUCUACCUCCUGGCUUUCUUGCCAGGAUCUUGCUACUGAGUAAUCCUUCUCCAGGGCUCCAGGCCCCAAACUUUCCUCUUCAUAUUUGCUCUUUUCUGUACCCACAGUUGAAAGUCAUCCAGGAGAUAGCUUGCUGGCCAGGCUCUCCCCAGAGUCAUGGCAUCUUCAGGAUGUGAUUUUCCUUAAUCCUAACUCCAGGAUUUCUGGAGAUGUUUGCUUUUAGAGUAAGACCUGUUUUAAUUAAAACAUUUUAAAUAUAGGUUUUAUUAUUCAGGUAUGGUGAGGCCAACAGAUCAGGAGUCAACUGCCAUUGAAAAGAGUUUGUUACUCCCAGUUCCCAAGAGGAGGAGUGGUGCUAUGGGGGGGGGGCACACAGGGAUGCACCAGAUCCCCUAAGAGGCAAAGGGAAUGACGGGGGAGCAUAGGCAGGAGACUAGUGGUUUUCAUAGGAAGGAACAGAUGAGGCAGAUACAGGUGGACAGAUUUAGGAUUGGCUAGUUUAACAGCCCUGGGAGGAGCAAUUCCUCAUGGUCAGUGAGCUCCAGAUUUCAGAGUAUCAACAAUACAGACUUGGGGGGGAGGGGCAGAUUAACUGGGGAACUUAUAUGCAUAUAUGCAUAACCCAUGGACACAGUAGUAGU
Molecule: messenger RNA, 2229 nt
Organism: Miniopterus natalensis
Lineage: Eukaryota; Metazoa; Chordata; Mammalia; Chiroptera; Miniopteridae
Gene: TRIM35
Product: tripartite motif containing 35
Molecular function (GO): zinc ion binding; protein binding
Source: RefSeq, a predicted model, not a curated record